Messenger RNA from Capsella rubella, 2699 nucleotides. RefSeq names its product subtilisin-like protease SBT1.6. NCBI's taxonomy places the organism in Eukaryota, Viridiplantae, Streptophyta, Magnoliopsida, Brassicales, Brassicaceae. Bases 161 to 2533 code for a protein of 790 amino acids. The transcript has a single exon. The record is from RefSeq and is a predicted model, not a curated record. Gene Ontology annotation, biological process: proteolysis. Gene Ontology annotation, molecular function: serine-type endopeptidase activity.
CAAGAAUCAUACAUACUAGCGACAUAGUACUAGGAAUAUUAUGAUAUAGUAAACUAAUCACAUUCAAAUUAAUUUUCAUUAAUUAAAAAGGAAAAAGAAAACAGAAGUAAAUAAAUGAAAAUUGGCUUUAUAAUUAAAGAGAGGAGCACGCAGCAAUGUCAUGUCGGUAAAAGCCUCCCACUCACUUCACUUCCCUUUCCCACUCCUUCCUUCUUCAAUGGCUUCCCCCUCCAUCGUCGCCGCUAUUCUUCUCUUCUUCUUCUUCCUCUCUUCUCCUCCGUUCAUCUCCUUCGCUGCUUCUCAGUCCGCCGCUAAGACUUUCAUCUUCCGCAUCGAUGGUGGAUCUAUGCCCUCUAUUUUCCCGACGCACUACCACUGGUACAGCACCGAGUUCGCCGAAGAAUCUCGAAUCCUCCAUGUCUACCACUCCGUCUUCCAUGGUUUCUCCGCCGUGGUUACUCCUGACGAAGCCGAUAACCUCCGUAACCACCCGGCGGUUCUCGCUGUUUUCGAAGAUAAGCGUCGUGAGCUUCACACUACGCGCUCUCCUCAGUUUCUAGGUCUACAGAAUCAGAAAGGACUCUGGUCCGAAUCCGAUUACGGAUCAGACGUUAUCAUCGGCGUUUUCGAUACCGGAAUCUGGCCGGAGAGGAGAAGUUUCUCAGAUCUCAACCUCGGUCCGGUUCCCAAACGGUGGAGAGGCGUUUGCGAGUCCGGAGCCAGAUUCGGUCCUCGGAACUGUAACCGUAAAAUCGUCGGAGCAAGAUUCUUCGCCAAGGGACAACAAGCCGCCGUGAUCGGAGGAAUCAACAAAACCGUUGAGUUUUUAUCUCCACGUGACGCCGAUGGGCACGGCACUCACACUUCCUCCACCGCCGCUGGACGUCACGCUUUCAAAGCCAGUAUGUCCGGUUACGCCUCCGGUGUAGCCAAAGGUGUUGCUCCCAAAGCUCGUAUCGCCGCUUACAAAGUCUGUUGGAAAGAUUCCGGUUGUCUCGAUUCCGAUAUCCUCGCCGCUUUCGAUGCCGCUGUAUACGACGGCGUCGACGUCAUUUCGAUCUCCAUCGGCGGUGGAGACGGGAUAACUUCGCCGUAUUACCUCGAUCCAAUAGCUAUUGGCUCUUACGGCGCCGCGUCGAAAGGAAUCUUCGUCUCUUCCUCCGCCGGUAACGAAGGACCUAACGGUAUGUCAGUUACGAACCUCGCGCCGUGGGUGACCACCGUUGGUGCUAGUACGAUCGAUAGGAAUUUCCCGGCGGAUGCUAUUCUCGGUGACGGACAUCGUCUCAGAGGCGUGUCUCUUUACGCCGGUGUGCCGUUAAACGGUCGUAUGUUUCCGGUUAUUUAUCCCGGUAAAUCGGGAAUGUCAUCGGCGUCUCUGUGUAUGGAGAACACGCUUGAUCCCAAGCAUGUGAAGGGUAAAAUAGUGAUAUGCGAUAGAGGAAGCAGUCCACGUGUAGCGAAGGGAUUGGUUGUGAAGAAAGCAGGCGGCGUCGGGAUGAUUCUGGCUAACGGCGCAUCCAACGGUGAAGGGUUAGUCGGAGAUGCUCAUCUUAUCCCAGCAUGCGCCGUUGGAUCAAACGAAGGAGAUAGGAUCAAAGCUUACGCUUCUUCACAUCCGAAUCCUAUUGCUUCAAUCGAUUUCAGAGGAACUAUAGUUGGGAUUAAACCGGCUCCGGUUAUCGCUUCUUUCUCCGGUAGAGGACCAAACGGUUUAAACCCGGAGAUUCUAAAACCGGAUUUGAUUGCUCCCGGAGUUAACAUCCUCGCCGCGUGGACCGACGCUGUUGGACCUACUGGUUUGCCGUCCGAUCCGAGGAAAACGGAGUUUAACAUUCUCUCAGGUACUUCAAUGGCGUGUCCUCACGUUAGUGGUGCGGCGGCGCUACUCAAAUCCGCUCAUCCAGAUUGGAGCCCCGCCGCGAUUAGAUCCGCUAUGAUGACGACGACGAACCUCGUGGAUAACUCCAACCGUUCGUUAAUCGAUGAAUCCACCGGGAAAUCGGCUACGCCUUAUGAUUAUGGAUCGGGUCAUUUAAAUUUGGGUCGGGCUUUGGAUCCGGGUCUUGUCUACGAUAUCACAAACGACGAUUACAUCACGUUUCUAUGCUCGAUCGGGUAUGGACCAAAGACGAUUCAAGUGAUCACAAGAACGCCGGUGAGAUGUCCGACGAGGAGGAAACCAUCACCGGGGAAUUUGAAUUAUCCGUCGAUCACGGCGGUGUUUCCAACUUCGAGAAGAGGAUUGGUGAGCAAAACCGUUAUACGGACGGCGACCAAUGUCGGGCAGGCGGCGGCGAUUUACCGGGCGAGGAUAGAGUCGCCGAGAGGAGUGACGGUGACGGUGAAACCGAUGAGGCUUGUGUUUAAUUCGGCAGUUAAGAGACGGAGUUAUGCGGUUACAGUGACGGUUGAUACAAGGAAUGUAGUGUUGGGAGAAACGGGUGCUGUGUUCGGUUCGAUCACGUGGUUUGAUGGUGGGAAACACGUGGUUAGGAGCCCCGUCGUGGUGACCCAAAUGGACUCUUUGUGAAACCAAUGCGCGCGGUCAUGACUUAUGAUCGCUAAAAACCCUUAUGUUGGUUGAGAUGAGAGGUGUAGCAAUAACUGUAGAAUUUUGAGUUAGCUCUUUCUUUUUUUUCUUUUUUUUUAUCUGAAAUGUUUUAUCUUUUUAUUCCUAAUGAUAUGAUAUUAUAUCC